GCGGUUACCGAACGGUCCUCACAAUAAUCAAAUCCCAAAUCUAUCUUCUGCCGUAAAACUGGCGGAGAUGAGAGAGAAAGAGAGAGUUUAGAGAGGGAGAAAGAGACUUUCAGAUUUUCCAACACACAAACACAUCAUCGUGAUUCAAGAGAAACGAACGAUCCCUUCCAUUUUCUCUCUCUAUUUACUCGUCGAUUCAUAGCUCUCUCUCAAUAUCAUAUUCAAACCCUAGGUUCCAGAGCUUGUAAUCUGAAGUCUACCGUUAGAUUAAAUCUUACAGAGCUGAAAAAUUCGAAGCUUUUCGGUAAAUUUAGGAGAAAUCUAUUCAAUUUUUGACGUCUAUAUGUUGAUAUAUGUAUAUAUGAUGAUGAAACAAGGUUUUUGAUUAUGGGGUUGGAGGAUGCUGAUCUCCUCGACGAUGGCGUUGCCGCUGGCAAAGCGUCGUCGGUUUCGUGCUCGAUUUGCCUAGAGGCCGUGACCGAUAAUGGGGGUAGAUCUUGGGCGAAGCUUCAAUGCGGCCAUCAAUUUCAUCUCGAUUGCAUUGGUUCUGCAUUUAAUAUAAAGGGAGCAAUGCAAUGCCCCAACUGUCGGAAAAUUGAGAAAGGACAAUGGCUUUUUGCGAACAAUUGUCGUCCAUUUUCCGAGUAUAGCAUGGAUGACUGGGCCCAUGAUGAGGAACUUUAUGAUCUAAGCUACUCUGAAAUGUCAUUUGGAGUCCACUGGUGUCCAUUUAGUGGAUUAACGCGACUUCCUUCAUCUUUUGAUGAAGGGGAAUUUCCAUCCACUGCGUAUCAUGAUCUUAUUGGACAACAUGCAAUCUUUGCUGAACAUACAGCCUUAUCAUCUGCCACUCAUCCUUGCCCAUAUGUUGCAUACUUUGGACCGAUCCCCCCUUCGUCGUCAAAUUCCGGUGGAAGUGUUUCAGAUGGUUCUACUUUUACCAAUCACUGGAAUAGCCCAGCAGUUCCUAGCGAGAUUCCCACUUCUUACGCUUUUCCUGCCAUGGACGUCCAUUAUCACAGUUGGGAACACCAUUCCUCUCCCUUUCCCACGACGAGCAGCCGUAUUGGUGGUGCUGAUCAGCCUCCUGUUCCGUCUAUGACACAGAGGGCAGCUAGGGCCAAUUCUGAUGUACCAAGAUCAGGAUCUUUUGUGCAUCCAUUCCUCGUAGGCCACAGUUCUGCUGCUAGAGCUGGAUCCUCAAUGGUUCGCCCCCAUCCUGGCAGUGUUGCUCGGACCCGUGACCGUGUCCAGGCUCUCCAGGCAUAUUUUCAGCAACCCAGCAGUUCACCUACCAUGCGCACACCCAUCAUUUCUGGCACACGAAGAUCUACUAAUCAUAGGGCCAUGGCUCAAGUAGGGCCAGUAGCCUCAUCAUCUGAUCAGACUGGUGGCUUCUACUACUUCCCAUCAGGUUCAUCUGGUAGGAACUUCCACGAAGCGGAAAAUUCCAUGAUGAAUCGCUUCAAUGGAUGGGAAAGAGAACAUUUGCCUUCGUUCCCACCGAGCCAAGUUGAUAGAGAUCCAAAUUGGGGGCCAUUCCAUCAGGCUGCUGGGGGUUCAGAUACUGCCAUCAGGUCCAACAGCAGCUUCCGCCAGAGGCAUGGAUCCGAGAGGAUGCCAUCACAAAAUCGGUCAUAGACUUCUUAUUCUGUUUUGUCGAUAAAAACUAUGAAAACUAUGACUGAACCAAAAAUUGUGCAUGCUUGAGAAACGAUAUAUAUUUAUGCUUGGAGUCUGUCUGACGAGACAGACUAUACUGUGGCAUCGCCCAGAAAUGGUGCCUUUUGGCGGCAAUGUGGUUGUGUGAUGGACUUUGGCUUCCUCUGGUUUCUUUUUGCUGGGAUAUAAAAUAAGAUCAUAAGUUGGAUGGCA
Molecule: messenger RNA, 1875 nt
Organism: Cornus florida
Lineage: Eukaryota; Viridiplantae; Streptophyta; Magnoliopsida; Cornales; Cornaceae
Product: E3 ubiquitin-protein ligase RFI2
Exons: 6
Coding region: 388-1641 (417 amino acids)
Molecular function (GO): ubiquitin-protein transferase activity
Source: RefSeq, a predicted model, not a curated record